AUGAACUAUGCCGUGCUGCCGCCCGAGACGCCUCAACCUCGAAUUUUUUGCGAAUCACCGAUAACCAUAGGUACAAAAACUGCGAGCGGCUGGAGGAGGCGAAGCCUCCCGCCGCACAAGCAUUAUCAACUGGACCUCGAUUAUUUAGAAAGAAGAGGCGGAAAUACAAUAACUUACGAGGGCGCUGAAGGAAGCUCAAAAGAGGAAGACAGCCCUGCGGACACAUUAGAUCGUGUUAAGGUUAUCUUCCUAGGUGCACCCGGCGUAGGAAAGACGAGUAUAAUCCGACAAUUCGUCUGGAGCGAGUUCUCCGAGGAGUACAGACCGACCGAGAGGCGGGAGACAUUUUAUCCGAGCGUGGUGCUGGCCGAUCGAUUAUACGAAUUGAAGAUCACCGAUUUGCCCACCAUUCCGUACUUCCCGGUCAGUUCGCACUUAGAAUGGACGGACUUUCGUUAUUAUGGACUACGGAGUGCAACAGCGUACGUGCUUGUAUUUGAUCUCAGUAAUCAGGACACGUUUCAGUAUAUUAGAACGUUACGCGAGCAAAUCUAUGAGGCGCGAGACAUGAGAGGUGUACCCUUGCUGGUGGUCGGGAACAAGCAGGACGAACUGUCACAGACCGUCGCUUCCGGGACCAGGUACAGGGACAUCGUGAACCUCGUCCGGAAACACUGGAGAUGUGGUUACGUCGAGUGCAGUGCCAGAUUUAACUGUCGCGUAGUGCAGGUAUUUCGGGAACUGAUGAAGAGCAUACAGGCAAUAGAAGGUAGGCCGAACUCGCCGUCACCCGCGGCCACGCAACCAAUGCGAUCCCAUCAGCACGAUACCAACGAGAGGUGCAUUCUUCUCUGACAUUAAGACCAAAUCGCUUCCCUGUUACGAGGCAGUCGAUUACACAAUGCAACGUCGUAUAUCGUGUAUCGUACUUGCCCGCGAGCAAUGAAACCAGAGUAAUGACAACUCGAAGAGCAUGUCACUCGAGGCACGAAAGCCAAGAGUAGUAGAAUACAUCGUACAUCGGGGGUGACUCUUCUAAGACUGCACAAGAGUGCUAACGUGCACAAUCACGCGAGCGAGUGAACGAGUGAAAUAACAAGUUUCGAAAUAAGCGACAAUAAUAAUCGAGAUUUACGCCAAUGGCGAAUUCGCUGCGACAUGCGAUUUAAUCGCCGAAUUAUAUAUAUCGGAGAUUUCGCGCAUAAAUUUAGCGGGGCUCAUUCGGUAAAAUCCCGUCGAUUCAACGGAAAGAAUCUGUCUCUUCCUGCAGUAUUCAAAUUUUGUAUUCAUGUUAAUCGCAUUUGCAUAUUUAAACAAUCUUCCUUUAUGCGUAGAGGUCGUCGAUUACGAUACUAAUAUAGUAAUAUUACAAUAUUAUAACGAUGAUAAUUAUAAUUUCCUAGAAAUUUCCAAAUCAAUUUUACGCAGUAAAAUUACUUUUACAUGUGUAUACCGAUUUUCAAUGAGUUAUGCAGAUCUCUAGACGGAAAUGAGAUCGUCUAUAGAAGUUAACACGCGUUAGAAUGCUCAGACUAUUAAAUAGCGUAAAAAUUAGAAAAAAAAACUUCGAUAAUUAAACGAGACAAGAAGGUAGCGAAAUGCAGCGCGGAACUCCUUUCAGCUCAACCCUUUCCCGCGUUCGGCCUAAUUAUAUUCACGCAGUAGGUAGGUAUUCGGUGAGAACGAAGCAAUAGUACAUAUACAUAUACAUAUAUUUUACUAUGCUGUUAAGAGAGUUAAUUGGUUAUCAAUCUAACGGUCAGUCGAUCGCGAGAAAAUCGUGUAAUCGUUAUUAAUAUAUUAUCGAUAUGUUGUAUACAUAGAUUAUACUGGCAUAUAUCGUGUGUUAGCGUUGUUACCGUUUGUAUGUACUCUACGAAGGAUGCUAUGUGCACGUAAUUUCUACAUUAGGUCCUUCUCGAGAUAAGACGCAUCCCCGUGACUCAUCGCGACGCGUUAAUACUGUCACGCGCCACACAUCAGUGACACCAGCAAUAGAGAGAGCAUCUCAUCGACAUUAUUAUCUGUUACAUUCGAACGCUCGAAUGCACAUGUUAAAGAGUAUCACAUAUAUACGACAGGGGCAUAAAAGAUACGUAAGAUCGCUCAAUUUCAAUUUGCACAAACGCAAGUAACCGUUUUGUAACCGGCGCGAGUACGACAGCAUGGGAACGACCGGCAGAGUGAUACGUGAUCCCUUAUUUUGUAUGCACAUGCACGACGUUCACAAUAAAAACGCCAGUGAGACAGUA
Acromyrmex echinatior (Panamanian leafcutter ant) is the source of this 2252-nucleotide messenger RNA. Its product is annotated as ras-like protein family member 10B. Lineage: Eukaryota; Metazoa; Arthropoda; Insecta; Hymenoptera; Formicidae. The record is from RefSeq and is a predicted model, not a curated record. Gene Ontology annotation, molecular function: GTP binding; GTPase activity.